Pelobates fuscus (common spadefoot toad) is the source of this 2326-nucleotide messenger RNA. It is a transcript of the gene FAM114A1, whose product is annotated as family with sequence similarity 114 member A1. Lineage: Eukaryota; Metazoa; Chordata; Amphibia; Anura; Pelobatidae. Bases 91 to 1707 code for a protein of 538 amino acids. The transcript has 14 exons. The record is from RefSeq and is a predicted model, not a curated record.
CUCCCCAGUCUGUCUACGUGGCAGGGAGGGUGGAGGAAUUAGGCUGAUUACUGGAAGGAGGGACAGCACAGCUUGCUAUAGAGAGUCAUAAUGUCUACAGAAACCAGCCAAACAGAAGAGACUAAUAAAGAUGAACUAGAAGAGAUUAAAGAUCUUAAGUUGACCAACGUAGGUGAAGCUGUAUUAGAGGAGCAUCUGGAAGAGAGUGGAACACAUGAGGAACCUGUGCAAGUGACUCACGAAGUUGGUUCCCUUUCAACCCCUGAAGAACUUGACAGCAAGGAAAUGGAAUUACCUGUAAAGACUCUAGAAUGCUGUGACUCCGUGAACCUGGAACCACAAAUUGAAGGCAGGGAGACUCAGGAAGACAGUUGCAAUCAGACUCAAGAUCCGCCUACAAAAGAUAGUGGUUGGAGUUCUUGGGGGACAUGGGGCAAGUCUAUUUUGUCCUCUGCAAGUGCAACAGUAGGUCACGGAUUGUCUGCUGUAAAAGAAAAGGCUGGCGCAACAUUACGAAUGAGAAGUUCUGAGUCGGAAAGCCAUGAAAGUAAUGCUUUGGACCCACAUGACACAGGAGAGCAAAAAGAACCAUCGGAGAAGGACGAUUACAUCUCGGAACCUUCCUCAUCUCCCUCAAGUCCUCGUGGAGUGUUGUCAACGCUAACAAAUGUUGUACAGAAUACAGGUAAAAGUGUUCUCACUGGAGGUCUCGAUGCCUUGGAAUUUAUUGGUAAAAAGACAAUGAAUGUUCUGGCUGAAAGUGACCCUGGGUUUAAAAAAACUAAAAUACUAAUGCAGAGAACUGCAUCCUUAUCACAGAUGUUAAGGGAGGCUAAAGAAAAAGAAAAGCAGCGACUGGCCGAGCAAGUUACGGAUGAAAAAACUGCACACUAUGGAGUCCUUUUCGAUGAUUACCAGGGUCUGUCACAUCUCGAAGCUCUGGAAAUACUCUCCAAUGAAAGUGAAGCUAAGGUUCAGUCUUAUUUAUCAUCUCUAGAUGAGAGUGGGUUGGAAUCGUUAAAAGCAGAGCUAAUUGCCAUCAAAGAGAUAUUUCUUCAAAAAGAUUUUGAAAAUGAACUACAAGAAACCUGUGAAAAAGAAGAGGAGACAGAAGAAUUUGCCAGCAUGCUUACAGAACUACUGUUUGAACUACACGUCGCCGCCACCCCUGACAAGCUCAACAAGGCUAGAAAGAAAGCUCGGGACUGGUUGUCCUCAGUAACGUCUCAUUCAGAGCUGUCUCAAAAUCACGACUCACUUGUUGAAGAAACUACCGAAACAGAAGAGCAGAAAAAUAUCAGUGAAGAUGAUAACCCAGAUGUUAAGAAAGGCUUGCAUGUGGAGGAGGUAUAUAUGCAGUCUAUUGAAAGCCUGGCGGAGAUUACAGCUCGCUGCAUUGAGCAAUUACACAAAGUGGCUGAAUUAAUUCUCCACGGCCAAGAUGUAGAGAAACCAGCAAAAGACCAAGUGGUGGUUUUAACCAAGUUAACCAGUGCGAUGUGUAAGGAGGUAUCCUCAUUAUCAAAUAAUUUUUCCAAUUCUCUAACCUCAGCUGGAAGCAAGACAAAGGCAGAAAUCCUGAAUCCAAUGAUCAACAGUAUCAACCUGGAGGGAUGCAACAGCACCACCUACAUCCAGGAUGCGUUCAGACUGCUACUCCCAGUAAUGCAAUAUUCUUAUAUCCAGGCCACUUCUUCAAAAGCAUAGGACUUGCUCUGAACAGGCACACAUGUGCUAUAUCCCACAAUAUAGCAUCAUCUUCCACAGGGAAAUGGAAGAGUCACUACUUGGCCUGCCUGCUGCUUUAUAGGAGCUUUAUAUUGGUUAUAUGCAGUUUUGCACAUUGUUGAAAUUGAUUUAAGAUAUAUUUUUGGAUAGUCUUUUUGAUUAUUUGUAGACCAGGUGAUAUCACUAAUCGUUUUGUAAGUGUUAUUUCCCUGAAAAUGAAGUCAGAGAAGUAUUAUGGAUAAGUAUUAUAAAUUAAAACCCGCUUUACUCUGUCUCUUCUCCUGCCGUUGCUCAUCGUGGAGCAGACUUCAAGAAAGCCCACUAUUGUAAUCCAGUUAGAAACUAAUUUAAUUAAUUCCAUGGAUGAACGAUUACACAUCAGGACAAACCUUUUCAUAAAUGUAAAAUGCGUUUUAUUAAGAUUAAUUAAAAGAAUAGCUAAAUAAUUAAUCACGUUUUUUUUUUGUAGUUAUUCAUAAUGUAAAAUAAACUAUUAGCCAAGGUUAAAUGUUAUCUGUAUCUCGGUUAAAGGUGGACAAGCCAAGCCUUGAUUGAUCCAGUCUCAGACCAAUAGUUUGGCCGAAUUCGGACCUGAUGU